AUUGAUUUUCUUUAUCGAAGUUUUGUUGCCAACAAAAAGUGUCUGCCUAGAAUUAUCAUUGUUUCAUGACCUCCCAAAAUUGCGUUUGCUUUGCAACUAAGCCGUGCGUGGUUGCUUACUGUGUGUACUCGUUUCCAGCGAGAACUUAACCAUUAAUUGGUCUGUCGGACACGCUGAAAUCAAUGAAAAAUAUUCGAGCUCUAUGAAACAAAUUCAAGGUUCACAGUCGCUGCACCAUGAAAUCUUUAUACUGCGCGUAGCUUCAAUUUACAUCGAGAGAGCGAACAUCGACACAGAUGACGAUGAGUAGAUGCUAACUGGUUUGACAUUGGACUGGUUGGCAGCCCAGGCGAGCAUUCAAACAAAGUGUAGCCAGAGCCAACAGCAGUGAAGUAGUAGCACAAAUCCACCAUCAUAAUUUCCAUCAGGAAAACGACAGAAUCGAGCAUAAGAGCAGCAAUAAGCAAUAACAGAGCCAGCAAAAGUCGACUUGGAAUGUUUCACUGUGCUCGUUGGCAUUACAUAUAUCUGGAAAGAGGCAGAGUAUAUUUUGGAGUUUGGUGUACGAAAGGUUGGAACUGCGUAAGCGGAGGUUUCUUCGAUGGAAUACAGUAUUUGCAGUCACUGAAUAGGUUACUUUGGAAGGAAAAAUAAUCGCUUACAAAUUUCCUGCACCUACAUUUGAUUCGUAGCACUUAAUCCUAAUUGAACUCGCUCAAAAUAGCAUCGAGGAAAAUGUGGAGUGUCUCUAGUGGUGUUAUAACAUAUUCGAAAUAUAUAAACUCUAUAAAUGAUGUGCUGUGACGUAUUCGUCGUAUGCAGUUUCACCACUGUUCCGAGACAGCAUUCAUUCUGACUCGAAAUAUAGUUUGAUUAAAUUAUCAUCGGAACCCAGCAAGAGUAUCCAACAUUUGAAAACCUAUGAAACUUUCCUAACUGGUCCUGUGACCAAAACAUUGUAUUUCAUCAGAAAGUACCUAAAUUUAAGCAUCAGAAAUCACGUCAAGCAAGAAGUAUAUCACAAGCUUAGAUCGUGCUGCUUUUGCGGAAACAUCCAUUCCUCUAAGUCCCGAUUCGUAAAAAUCUCUAAAUAGAACCAAGGACAGGACAAAUUUGCUUCAGGGGCAUGAUUAAUGACAACGAGUGGACGCUUAAGUGUCGUCUAUGGCCGAAUCCGUUAACAAUCAAUUGCUCUCUGCAGUGACGGAGGGGCAUCAUAGCAACACGACAGUAUCAGGAUCGCAUCAUAGUUAUAGUCACUCCCAUACGAGCAACAACAGCAAAAACAUCAAUAGUCGAAAGAAAAUUCGAGAAAGUAGCAACGAAGAAGAGAAAUACAAAUCUUUGACAUCGACAACAUCGAGGCGCCAACAAUAUCGCGGUUCGCUAGGAAGUACUUCAUCGAGAUCAAUAGCCAAAUCGCAGACCCCAAGUCCCACCACAAAACGUUCCGACCGGAAACGAACUUCCGAUCAAAAUCUUUUAGUCACUUGCGAAGAGCUGUCCCCCCAUUCAAACCAGAAGAGGCGACGUCAAAACCCUGCAGAAAACAGUACACUUCGCGAGAAGGAGCCAAAUCGAAAAUCAGGUGCGUUAUCUGAUCGUGACUGUGUCGCUUUACGCACUCGAUCUCGAACUUCAGACGAUUUGAGUGUUCCAGCCAGCAGUUUACGACAGACUACCAUAAAGACGAGCUUAAAUAGUGCUCGCAUUACAAAGCAAAACAGUGUAGUACCAGUCACUCCUUUAGCUAUCAACAAGGCAGAAACUGAAGAAACUUCAAAUCAGACUUGCGGAAAUAAGGCAGUGGAUCGAUUACUACACGAAAACCAGGCGCAGCAACCACACACAACACAAACAAAAUCAAAUUUGCUCAGCUAUUAUCGCAAAACGCGAGGCCACAGAAGUAGUAUCGGGAAAAAAUCCGCGGGGAGCGAAUUGUCUGAUCACGAUUAUCCAUCGACUGCAAAUAGCUUCGAAAAUCUUCGGGAAUUGCAAAGUGCGCAGGGGUCACAGCAUCCGAACAUUGUCAACAAUCAAAAAUCGUCAAACAACCGGGAGAGUAAGUCAUCUUCGCAGCUGGAUAGCAACAAAGGCAGUGGGUCGACUAGUGGAAGAAAAUUAAAAAAUUCACCAAGAGAUCGAAAGAGCCCUGCAUCAAACGUGGACAGGAAUCGUAAAACGCCACACAACUCCGGAAAUCGAUCUUCUUCAGCAAUACGAAAUCUUCGCUCAACCAUAAGUGAAUCAGGGAAUAACAGUCAUAGUCAGCGACAGCCUAUCAGUUGUUCGUCGUCGGAUAAUUUUACAGCACCACAACAACUGACGGCCGCUGCUAGUUUUAGUGCUGGAGGUGGAUUCACGAUCAAUUCAUCGGCAAAUUCAGAUUCGAUAACGUUUAAUCACGGUGCUGUACCAAAGAAACGACAGAAAGUGGGUGAUUAUUCGGAAUAUCUUUUUACAAGCUCGACAGCGGGUGGAAAUUCAUUGAUAAAUAGCGGAGGUGGUGCUGGUGUACAUCAGUUACCAUUCGCAAGUUCUGUUGCUGGCAGUACGCUAUCAUCUUCGCCAUCAGCAACGGCAGGAACCAGUUCAGGAAUCAGUGAUAAUUUAGUGCCAAUAUCCUUACAAGCAACGUCGUCUACAACAACGACGACGGGUUACAGUAAAGCCCCGAACCUGGGGGCGCGUUUAGCUCGUAGUGGUGGUGCGACACGUGACGCCACACAUCAACAUCAACAGCAGCAACACAAUAAUUCCUCGCUGCAAACGAUUAUCAAUCAAAAUUAUCAGACAGGUUUAAGUGGGGCAAUUGGUGAUUCGGCAUUGUUAACGGUAAAUUCACAAGGGACUGGUAUACAAGUUGUGGGCGGGCCAUCAACGUUAUCCUCCUCAUCUCAUAUCCUAAGGCGUAGUUCACGUGGCAAAACGGGUUCUUGCGUAAGCAGCUCAGCAGCAGCACAAGGUAGUGGAAGUGGUGUAGCAGCGUCAUCAUCGUCCUUGUCGACGGCCACAGCAUUAGCUGGUACAUCACAUUCGGGCUCGGCGUCAUCAUCUCGCGCUGCGACUCACUACAGCAGUCAUCUUGGUAGUCACCGUACUACGAGUGCAAGUGCUGUUUCGUCUGCGCACUCAUCGUCGAGUAAAGGAGGCGGCGGGGGAAGAGGUUCAAGCAAGCACUACGAAGUGUCCGCGGGUGCUGUUGGAGGCGGAGGACCGUCGACAUCGUCGACCGCAUCGCAUCUAGCGUCGGUCAUGGCAAAUGAUAGUAAUCGACCAUCAGCUGGAGGUAAUUCAAAGCUCCUUAAGCCGAAACAGUUGAAACAGAAACUUAAUAAUCAUCAAACAGCAAACUUAGCAAACAGUGGAGGUGUAGAUAUCACAACGGCCACAAAUUUGAAUCAAAUGGGCCAACAAUCUUCCGGAGUUGCAAAUGGGAGUGCCGCAAGUGGAGGCGGUAGUGGAAGUAUGCAAGGUUCUACACAACCGUCAGGAUCAUCUGCAAACAAUUCAGUUCCAACAAAUACUGCACACCCUGAUUCUGAAAGCGACGACAGUGAAGUCGGCCGACUACAAGCAUUGCUGGAGGCGCGAGGCCUUCCGCCGCAUCUGUUUGGAGCAUUGGGACCGCGGAUGACGCACAUUUUACAUCGUACGAUAGGAGCGAGCAGUUCAUCAAAAGCACAACAACUCCUGCAAGGACUACAAUCGCACGAUGAAAGUCAGCAGCUUCAAGCUGCUAUUGAAAUGUGUCAAAUGCUUGUAAUGGGGAACGAAGACACUUUAGCUGGCUUCCCCAUCAAACAAGUAGUGCCGGCACUAAUUCAUCUUUUGCGAAUGGAACACAAUUUCGACAUUAUGAAUAAUGCCUGUCGGGCUUUGGCGUAUAUGCUUGAAGCCCUUCCACGAUCUUCGGGAACUGUUGUGGAUGGGAUCCCCGUAUUUCUUGAAAAGUUGCAAGUGAUUCAAUGUAUGGAUGUGGCUGAGCAAAGUCUUACUGCCUUAGAGAUUCUAUCGCGGCGCCAUAACAAAGCAAUACUACAAGCAAACGGAGUUUCAGCGUGCCUAACAUAUUUGGAUUUCUUCUCGAUAAACGCCCAACGUGCGGCGCUGGCCAUAACCGCCAACUGUUGUCUUAGUCUUCAUCCGGAAGAAUUUCACUUUGUAAGCGAAAGUUUGCCACUUUUAGCACCUCUACUUGCACAGCAAGAUAAGAAAUGCGUGGAAAGUGUUUGUACGGCAUUUUAUCGAUUAGUGGAAAGUUUCCAGCACGAUCCGAAGAAAUUACAAGAGAUCGCUAGUAAGGAAUUGCUCAAGAAUUGUCAGCAGCUGCUUGUUGUCACUCCAUCUGUGCUCAAUACGGGAACCUUCACAAAUGUGGUGAGGAUGUUGGGUGUAAUGUGUGCUAAUAGUCCCGAUUUGGCAAUUAGCUUGUUGAAGAAUGAUAUUGCGUCCACUUUACUGUACCUGCUCACCGGCUCGGCGGAGCCUAGUCAAGGUCCAGACGUCGAAUUAGUCUCUCGGAGUCCAUCAGAAUUGUACGAGAUUACGUGUUUGAUAGGGGAGCUCAUGCCUCGCUUACCCACCGAUGGAAUAUUUAGUGUUGACAUGCUAUUGGAGCGGACCGCGGCGGGAGCACAAGAUCAAGUACAAUGGCAAUGGCGUGACGAUAGGGGAGUAUGGCACUCCUAUUCGUCAAUAGAUUCACGGAUGAUUGAAGCGGCUCAUAUGAAUUCUGAUGAUGAAAUCAGUUUAAGUACAUUAGGUAGAACCUACACCGUCGACUUCCACUCAAUGCAACAGAUAAAUGAAGAUACAGGUACAACAAGGGCUGUUCAGCGGAAGAUAAAUACAAACUACGUGGGGAAUGUUUCAGCGGGACAGGAUUUGUCAAGUACGGGGUCCACGCAGACGCAGUUAGACUAUGAAACUAGACUGGCCCAACGGGACGCUCGCAUUGCGUGUUUGAAAGAAGAACGCGGUCUUGCUUCGGAAUUCAUCAAAAAUUUAUUUUCCGUGCUCUACGAAGUGUACAGCUCUUCAGCCGGGCCAGCAGUAAGAUACAAGUGUCUGCGCGCUCUUCUACGAAUGGUCUUUUACGCAAGUGGGGAUUUGCUAAGGGACGUUCUUAAAAAUCAAAUUGUCUCCAGUCACAUCGCGGGAAUGAUGGCAUCCAAUGAUCUUCGAAUAGUCGUUGGUGCUUUACAAAUGGCGGAAAUUCUAAUGCAAAAGCUACCUGAAGUUUUUGGUACACAUUUCCGGCGAGAAGGCGUGAUUCACCAAAUCACUCAAUUGGCCGAUCCCAGCAAUCCAAUCUGCGCAAAUCCAUCUCCUAAGCCAGCGGGUAGCGGGACCUUGAGUGCUCCACCUUCUGCUUCCGGCUUUCAAGCAAAUCCAUUCGACUUUGACACCUCGACGCCGACGUCGUCCAAAACUGAUCACGGAAAUUCACAUGUUAAGAAUCUUUCGCACGCCAUGAAUGUUCUUCACACGAAAAUGAGCGUUUCUUUACCAUCCACUAGUGCUGCUCCUCUACAGAUCCCGUCAGCUGGGUCAUCCGCUUUGGCAAUUAGCUUAAGUGGUCCACCGCCUGCUUCGAUGGUAACUUCGGAAGUUGUACACCCUUUAACUAUGGCCAGUUCAUUACCAAACAACGGGAACUUCGUGAUGUACUCCACAUCAGCUGUUGAUCCACGACAAUAUAGCUAUCAUCACCCACCGCCACACUAUCAGCCCCAGAGUGUUGACUUGAUGUCCAAUCAACCAUCAUCUGGUACAGAUGCAACGGCCUCUGUUCCUUCAUAUUCAAUUCCACCGCCUUCAUCAACGGGGAACAUUCAAAAUAAAGUUUCGGAUAUUCUAAAGCGUAAAGUGCCUCCGAAACGCAAAUCACAAUCAAGUGGUCGUUCGAAGCCCCGGCCGGAUGAAGCACAAGAUCUUAUAAAUCGCACUUCGGCAAUUGGAAGUGGUUCAUCGGGGAGAAACACCCCCAGUUCAAGCAGUUCAGCGUCGCGUUCUCGCUUUGGAGUGUCAAGUAGUGCUGGGGCUACUAGUGGUAGUGGCGGCGGUUCAUCGUCAAAAACUUCAUUCUUAGCGUCACUCAACCCGGCACGCUGGGGCCGACAAGGAUCUCAUCAUAGUUCUUUUGCCAAAGACAGUAGUAGUACAAACGCAUCGAAUAUUAGUAAAAGCGCAUCAAACGCAAAUCUUAUUGCUGCAGGAAAUCGAGAGAAAGCUCGUCAAUGGAUCCGGGAUCAAGCAAUAUCUUUCAUUAGUCGCUACACUGAGCAAGAAAUUGCAAAAUCAAUCCAUCCAGCCGCCUCAGUCCUAUCUCGGUUAAGUGUUGUUAUUCAAAAACUAGACGGAAAUAAUGACGAUUGUCUGGAAGCCCUCCGAGAGUUGAGGAAUAUUUUGAUUGAAAGUGAUAUUUCGCCUUUUGAAGUGAACCAUUCAGGCCUGAUCAGGGCAAUGUUAAUUUUCAUGUCAUCGGAGCAAGGAAUUGUGCCCCGAGAUAAUCGUCUGCGCGCUUUCUUACACAUAUUUGCUGGACUUCCCAAAAAUCCUGUUAUCCCUGGAGGUGGAUUGCCGGCCAUCAAGUCGACACCAUUCAGUGCAUUUGUUGCAAAAUUGCAUGGUUGUGUAACCCAAUUGGAGCAAUUUCCCGUUCGUGUUCAUGAUUUUCCAGCUGGACCGGGUGGUCGAUCAAACACAAGUGCACUUAAAUUUUUCAAUACACAUCAGUUGAAGUGCAACUUGCAGCGGCAUCCAGACUGCUCUAAUUUACGACAGUGGAAAGGUGGCACCGUUAAAAUUGAUCCUUUGGCUUUAGUACAGGCAAUUGAAAGGUAUUUGGUGGUAAGAGGCUACGGCGGGAUCAGGGGAGAUUCAGAAGAUGAUUCGGAAGAGGAUAUGGACGAUAAUGUUGCUGCAGUUGCCAUGUCACAGAGUGGUUUUAAGCAUAGGCUCCAAUUCUUAAUCGGGGAGCAUGUGCUACCCUAUAACAUGACUGUGUAUCAAGCCGUGAAGCAGUAUUCGCCCGUCGUGAAUGAUCAAUCAGAGACCGAUACUGAGUCAGAAACACCUAUAGGGAACGCUAGCAUUUGGGUCCAGCAACACACCAUCUACUACCGGCCAAUUGACGAUGAUCACAAUGUAAGUGGUGGGAGCAGUAAAGGUUCAUCUUCAACUUCGAAAAAGAGUGGAAAAUCAUCCUCAUCUAAGUUGAUGCGUAAGAAAACUGAGUUCUGGUUGGAAGGAAUUGUACCGUGUUUGUCCUCCCCGCUUACGCCAUUCCUUACAAGUUCACUGCCUGCCGACAUCGUCACUGUCCAGGAUGCAUCGCUUGAUGCACUCUGCAUGCUUCGCAUAAUAAAUGGCCUGAACCGGCACUGGGAGAGCCUUUAUACUUGCACAGAUCAUGAGAACCUGAUCAACCAGUCAGAGUUUGUACAUUCAAAAAUUACAGCAAAGGCGAAUCGACAACUGCAAGAUCCGUUGGUGAUUAUGACGGGAAAUUUGCCACAAUGGCUGCAGCAAAUAGCUCUGGCUUGUCCAUUUUUGUUUCCCUUCGAAACUCGACAUUUACUUUUCUAUGCCAUUUCAUUCGAUCGAGAUCGUGCCCUGCAACGACUUUUGGAUACAGCGCCAGAUCUCAAUUCCUCUGAUACAACGGAGAGAGUAACGCCUCGCUUAGAUCGUCGAAAACGUGCAAUUUCACGGGAAGAUAUUUUGAAGCAAGCAGAACAUAUAAUUCAAGAUUUCGGUCAUUCGAAGGCGUUAUUAGAAAUUCAAUAUGACAAUGAGGUCGGCACUGGUCUGGGUCCAACGUUAGAAUUCUACGCUCUCGUGUCGGCGGAAUUGCAGAGAUGUGAUUUAGGUUUAUGGAACGGAAGUGAUAGCUAUAAGCAAAAUUCGUCGACAAUAGCGGAUAUCGUGAAAUCGGGACUAACUCAAAUUGAUGAUGGCAAUGAAAGUAGUGGUGGGAACAACGGUAGCAGUGGAGUUCUGGGAGACGGCCAAGGUGUAGGAGGCAACAACCGCCAUAGCAUGGGCGGCGUUGCAACAACGAACAAUGCACUAAAUCAAUCCAUUGAUAGUGGAUCGUAUAUCGCCUAUGAAAAUACUGUAAAUAUGAUUAUUGAGCAGCAAGCUGAUGUGCACAUGACAUCGCAUCGGAUGUCGACAGCAAAUACCCAAACUAUUCCGAAUACACGCAGUCUGGUGAUAGAGAACGAGGCUGACCGUGAUCAUCGUUAUCAAGUGAAUCAAGAGAACAAUAUAAAUCGUACUAGUCAUGAUAAUGUACAACAAAUACGAAAUGCACCACCGCCUCCGCCACCAAUCGCUCGUUCGGUCACAACGACGUAUGUGAAUGCACCGCACGGUUUGUUCCCAUUGCCGUUGGGUAAAGCGGCGAAAUUGUCGCAGAUCUCACGUGUUAAGUCUAAAUUUAAGUUUUUGGGUAAAUUCAUCGCAAAAGCAGUUAUGGACAGUAGAAUGUUGGAUCUUCCAUUUUCAAUACCAUUCUACCGUUGGCUGUUAUGUGAAGAGAGCACACUAUCUUUAGCCGAUUUAGCCUGGGUGGCGCCAGAAGUUCAAGCGACAUUAGUUCGCUUAUUGGAAGUUGUUCGGCAACGUGAUUCAAUUCAAAACGAUCCUGGCCUAGAUGUUAUGGAAAAGACUGAAAAGAUUGAACAAUUAGAUUUGGAUGGGUGCCCUAUUGCUGAUUUGGGGUUAGAUUUUGUGCUACCUGGUCAUGCAAAUAUCGAGCUAAGACGCGGCGGCCGUGAUAUUCCUGUUACCAUUCAUAAUCUUCAUCAGUAUAUUUCACUAGUAACACAUUGGUUUUUGGUUGAAGGUGUACAACGGCAGUUCGAAGCAAUUCGUGAAGGAUUCGAUAUUGUAUUUCUAUCGGCACGUCUGCGCAUGUUCUAUCCUGAAGAGAUGGAGAACGUAUUCUGCGGAACUGGCGCUACAAACUAUCAGCGUUGGGAUAUACGAAUGCUUCAAGAAUGCUGUCGGACCGAUCACGGAUUCACUCAGGACUCACAAGCCAUUAGGUUCCUUUAUGAAAUCCUUUCAACGUAUAGCCGUGACGAGCAGCGUUUAUUUUUACAAUUUGUAACGGGUAGUCCACGUUUGCCAACCGGCGGAUUUAAAGCAUUAACUCCGCCUCUAACGAUUGUUCGAAAAACACUAGAUCCUAAUCAAAAUCCCGAUGAUUACUUACCAUCUGUGAUGACAUGCGUUAAUUAUCUAAAAUUGCCCGAGUAUUCGAGUCGUGAGGUAAUGCGUGCUAAACUGAAAGUGGCCGUUAGUGAAGGCAGUAUGUCUUUCCAUUUAUCGUAAGAGAAUUUGAAUAGACUUUGUCUUAUUUGAUGAAAUGCAGUUGAAAAGAUAAUGCGAUAUAAGAGUAAAUUUUCAAAUAAAAAUAUAAAAAUGUAAAAAAAAAAAAUCAAUUAAAUCGUAGAGAAUGGAAUAUUUCAAGGAGAAAGAAACGUGUGGGAAACAAUUUUGAAAUGUUGUGUUUUGUGAUGUUCUUAAAGUUGUCUGUACCCCCCGCGACGACAAGAAACGAAGCAACUGCGAGCGAAGUCAAAAGCCGAGUAAACACGCCGUGCGUUCCACUUUUUUCUACACACAACACCAAUAAAUAGUACUUUAACAAAUCAAGCGAAUAUUUUUAUGUAAAUUAGUUGACUUCUAUUUCUGUAACACACUUAGAAAGGAUCGACCCAACAAAACUUAUUUUCAUGAACUACUACUAUGAACAAUAUUACAAAAUAAAGAAUUAAUUCGAUGCAAAUGCUGUAUACAAAUGCAAACUUGAAUCGAGAAUUUGAGAAAAAGAGAAAUAAGAAAACGGAGAGAGCUUGAAAUAGUAAUUAAAAUAAAACGCAGUGAACUUCAUAUGAACAUUAAUAUCUCUAUAUAUAUAGUAGGUAAAGCAAGCGAGCGAGCAGAAACAAUAUUAAGCUUUCAGGAUGAUUAUCCGAUUAAGUGUUCUUUUCCCGCCAAUGUCACUCUAUUUUCAACAAAUGUUCUAUCAUUUUUUUCACUCCCCGUAACGAUGUGUAAUUAUUUUUUUCCCUCCACAUUCAAUCCGUUACGGAUCUCAACUUGUUUUCCUUCUUCUUUAUAUUACAACUUAACAUAUUUCAAGGAAAAACUGAAAAUUAGAAUAAAUCAAAUUAUAUUUUUUAAUUUUGUUUGAAUUACUUCUUUCUUUUUUGUUCUGUUAAAUUAAUUUUUAUAUAUAUAUUAUAUCUCUAGGUAGGGUUAAUACAAACAUAGAAUAAAAUGUAUGAUUUUGAAGUAUAA
Messenger RNA from Hermetia illucens (black soldier fly), 10320 nucleotides. It is a transcript of the gene ctrip, whose product is annotated as E3 ubiquitin-protein ligase TRIP12. Gene Ontology annotation, molecular function: ubiquitin protein ligase activity; zinc ion binding. Gene Ontology annotation, cellular component: nuclear speck. The record is from RefSeq and is a predicted model, not a curated record. The transcript has 14 exons. NCBI's taxonomy places the organism in Eukaryota, Metazoa, Arthropoda, Insecta, Diptera, Stratiomyidae. Gene Ontology annotation, biological process: regulation of double-strand break repair; protein polyubiquitination; proteasome-mediated ubiquitin-dependent protein catabolic process. Bases 1165 to 9348 code for a protein of 2727 amino acids.